This is a messenger RNA of Eufriesea mexicana, 2234 nucleotides long. RefSeq lists its product as uncharacterized. The record is from RefSeq and is a predicted model, not a curated record. The transcript is spliced from 5 exons. NCBI's taxonomy places the organism in Eukaryota, Metazoa, Arthropoda, Insecta, Hymenoptera, Apidae. Bases 804 to 1508 code for a protein of 234 amino acids.
GUUUCCUGUUUAAAAUUUAUGUCAAAUGGAGGAUGGGUGUAAAAUGGAGGAACACGUGGAUAACGAUGCUCUCGUUCGUGGUUCAGAAUGAAAUGUCGCAUUUUGCACCAUCAUCGUGUCUGAUCGCACCUGUGGUGCACGUAGAUAACGUCUAUUCUUAGUAUCGGUGGUUUUUGUCACAAGUUUCCGUGUAAUCGUUGUAUCCGGGUGCAGCAAACAAUGCAAUCUAAUGAAACCAUCUAUAAAAAUGUAGGCUAUUUCGCUUAUAUCGUUACCGUACUGGAUCAUCAUCGUGCCAUGUGACUUCCUUCGAUAAACACUUCCUCCAAGUUCAUUUAAUUAUCUUCCAAGUGUUCAUACACUUUGUUAAUAGUUCUUCUUGCUUGCCUGGAAGCUUCAUUGGUAGAAGGGUCAACAACCACCGGUUGAAUUCAUUGUAUCGUGCAUUUUUUCGCUGGAGGGACACGGUCAUUCCAGAGAAGUGCUCCUAUGCUCUAUUAUAUUCGAGGACCCUUACCAACGGCGGCCACUAGAUUUCUUAUGCAAUAAAAUGUUCUAUGGCAUGCACUCUGGCCAUGGCGCGAAAAUGGGGCCUCUCCUCGAGGCUCCUCGUUAAAUGCGGGGCUUCGCCUUUAUCGCCGUCGAUUCCGACAAACGCAGUAGAAUCGUCUUUCUGUUUAUCUUUCCUAGGCAGCGGAGAUCCGUUUCCGAUGGCAGAGAUUGUUGCAAUAAGAUGCAGCAGCUGAAGUAGUAUAAUCCAGUGGUCAGAUGCUUCAGCGACCGGAUUAUUGUGUGGUGCCAUAAUGUCGGAUCACUGGGAGGAAGUUAACUGGGAUAAGGAGAUUUUGACCCGCGCCAAUGUUACACUCACGUGGUAUUUGGAUGGACAGGUGGCGAUGCUAGAGCAGACUUCCGCCCACAGAAACCAUCACCCUAAUAGACGAUCCACCUUCCUUGUGCCCAUGUAUGGUGGAAUUUGGAUCAUGUGUGUCUCGCUUACUGAGGAGGAAAUACGACUACUGGGUCAGGUAGGUUUUCCGCAAGAGAGGUGCAUUAACUACUUGACGCCCGACGAAGCACACGAGGAGAUCCGUGCCGCCUGGCAAAAUCGGAUGCAAAACUUGAGUAUCUCCUGUUCUCUAGUCUGCCUGAUCAUUCUGGGCACCGCCGUCCUUAUUGGAUUUUUUGGACUCUGCAGACACCAGAUAUCGGCGGUCCUCGUUACCGGUGUGAUGUAUCUUCUAGCAGCCACGUUCGCGUUGUUUACCCUGACGAUAAUUCAUUUCAAGAGAGCUCAAGAUCGCGGAGCUCGAAUACUGGACGGCCCUGAGGAUGGUGUAAUUGGUGGACCGGUUCCUCGUAAUAUUCUCAAGGCCAGACGAUUCACCAGCUCCUGGAGCAUGGACUUUGGAUGGGGCGGUGUUACGCUAUGCGCCCUCGCCUCACUAGCAUGGAUCAUGCUCAGCAAAAUAAUGCGUUUCAGCCCCAUUGCUGCUAUGAUAGCGUAGCAGUGGGAGGCCUUCGAGGUCUAAGGUCGUUUCCAAGUGUUAUGAUAGAGCGUUUCGAUGUCGUCGCCUUUUUAAGCGUGUUCCAACCCAAUGGAGGGAGAUUGCGUUUGUUCAUAAUGGGAAACAGGUCACAGGAGUCGAUUGUGUAGUCUCUGUUUUGUUCUAACUGGAAAGUGAGUCAGCUUGAUGGGCAGCUCAAUACCAUGAACUGUUUUGUAAGCUGUGGAAUUUUCAUUGUGCAAAGUAAUCAAUUUGUGUGAAGCUGUUGCUUGUGGCCUGCAAAGCAAGAAAGUUCAGAUGUGUGGGUGGAAGUUUGACACUUGAAAGUAAUUACUUGAAAAUAGGGCGCGACAUUGAGACAAAUUUUGAGAGUAUUUUUUCAGAAACGACAUUACAAUUGAAAAUGACCACCUCGAAGGCAGUUUGUUUUAUCAACAGGUAAUGCGUGUUGCAUAAUGUUUGUCAACUUUAUGGAACUUACGUUGGAUCCGUCUAAAGCAUGGCAAGCUGUAGAAGGAGCCUAAAUUUUUGGCUAUUCUUCUAAAUGCAACGUUUUGUACAAUUUACCUAACAAUCUUUAGUCCUUGACAAAGAAAACAUACAUGACCGAGCGAAGAACUAUAUGUGGAAGAGGGAUGUAAAGUUUUGAAAUAAUAUAUCUUGUACCUCUAAGUUUCCAAAGCUUUAAAGUUUUGCACAGAUUUAUGUCCAUCUGGAAUGAUCCAA